UGAGCAGUUCCCUGCACAGGGCCAUCUUGGGUCGUUCUCGCCGGACUCGUCUCUGGCAUCAGUGUCUUUAUAACCUGAAACCGUUUAUUUGAACAUUUACCUCCGGUUCCCUUUUUUCUCGUAUUUGCUAAAUAAUAAUAAUAAAAAAAAACUACCAAAAACCAUGGAUGAAGAAUACGAUGUUAUUGUUUUGGGCACUGGUCUUACGGAAUGUAUUCUCUCUGGGAUCAUGUCUGUGAAUGGCAAGAAAGUUCUUCACAUGGAUCGGAAUCCUUACUAUGGAGGGGAGAGCUCUUCAAUAACGCCCCUUGAAGACCUGUACAAGCGAUUUGGAAUUCCUGACGGCCCUCCGGAAUCCAUGGGCAGAGGGCGGGACUGGAAUGUUGACCUCAUCCCCAAAUUCCUCAUGGCAAACGGCCAGCUGGUGAAGAUGCUGCUGUACACGGAGGUGACCCGGUACCUCGACUUCAAGGUGGUGGAAGGAAGCUUCGUCUACAAGGGGGGGAAGAUCUACAAAGUGCCGUCCACAGAGACAGAGGCGCUGGCCUCCAAUUUGAUGGGAAUGUUUGAGAAACGCCGGUUCAGGAAGUUCCUGGUGUUUGUGGCCAAUUUUGACGAGAAUGACCCCAAGACUUAUGAGGGAGUGGACCCCAAGUUGACCACCAUGAGGGAUGUUUACAAGAAGUUUGACCUGGGUCAGGAUGUGAUUGAUUUCACUGGUCAUGCACUGGCGCUUUACAGGACAGAUGACUACCUGGACCAGUCUUGCUUGGAGACUAUUAACCGCAUCAAGCUGUAUAGCGAGUCCCUGGCACGCUAUGGCAAAAGCCCGUACCUGUACCCUCUCUAUGGGCUGGGGGAGCUGCCUCAGGGAUUUGCCAGAUUAAGUGCAAUUUAUGGAGGGACGUACAUGCUGAACAAGCCUGUGGAGGAGAUUGUUAUGGAGAAUGGUCAUGUCAUCGGAGUCAAGUCAGAGGGAGAGGUGGCGCGCUGUAAACAGCUUAUCUGUGACCCCAGCUACUUACAGGAGCGCGUGCAGAAGGUAGGUCAGGUGAUCCGGGUGAUCUGUGUGCUGAGUCACCCCAUCAAGAACACCAACGAGGCCAACUCCUGCCAGAUCAUCAUCCCGCAGAACCAGGUCAACCGCAAGUCAGAUAUCUAUGUAUGUAUGAUCUCGUAUGCUCACAACGUGGCGGCCCAGGGGAAGUACAUUGCCAUUGUCAGCACCACAGUGGAGACCAGCGAGCCGGAGAAAGAGAUUGACCCAGCCCUGGAGCUACUGGACCCCAUCGACCACAAGUUUGUGGCCAUCAGUGACCUGUACGAAUCCACAGACGAUGGCAGUGAGAGUCAGAUCUUCUCGUCUCGCUCCUACGAUGCCACCACUCAUUUCGAGACCACCUGCAACGACAUCAAAGACAUCUACAAGAGGAUGACAGGAAGCGACUUCGACUUCGAGAACAUGAAGCGCAAACAGAACGACGUCUUCGGGGAGGAUGAGCAAUAGAGAGGGGGCUACCCCCCCCCCACGGUGAUGUCAUCUCAAACACACCAGUAGAGAGGGGGGCUGCCCCCCAACGGUGAUGUCAUCUCAAACACACCAAUAGAGAGGGGGCUGCCCCCCCCCCCCCCCCCCACCCGCAGUUAUGUCAUCUUAAAUGUCACUAUCUACUGCAUUGUUUGCUCUUAGCAUGAGCCCUCCCAUAGAAACCGGACACCAACCACCCACCCCUACACACAUUCAGUCGUGCUCAAUAGAGAAACACUAAAAGAAAAGUGAUACAGUCAGUGACAAACAUUUCAACAUGGAAAAAGACUUCUAGGAGAAACGUUUGUCAUUGAAUUUAUUGUCAUUUCUUAUUUCUAGUCAAACAGUUAAACAAUUGAAGUGCCCUAUACUGAUUGUUUUUAUAGACACCUAAGACCACAAAUCUGGGUGCAAGUCAAGUUUCAGCAUACGGCUGCAAUGGCAAAGCAUUGUUAACGUUUAAACCACACCACAGUAUAUAUAAACAGAUUAAACACAUUAAUAUGGGUCUGUUUUAUGUCUUUUAAAAGGGUUUGGUUGCUACCUCUAAUCAAGUUGCAUUUUCUCAUAAGCUCUUUAUGUACUCUCAACUUGAUUGGAGGCACCAUGUAUUAUUAAAACUUGUACAAUUUUCAGUACUGACCCACAGCAGUCAUUGAAAAGCAGGACCUCCAAAUAGCCUUAAAUAAAUAAAUACCAGGAAAAAGCAAGAAGGGUAUCUUACGUCUCUCUCUCCCGAAUCGCCGUCUCUCUCCGAACUCUGUGUCUCUCUCCCAACUCUCUGUGUCUCUCUCCCAACUCUACGUCUCUUUCCCAACUCUACGUCUCCCAACUCUCCGUCUCUCCCAACUCUCCGUCUCUCCCAACUCUACGUCUCUCCCAACUCUACGUCUCUCUCCCAACUCUGCGUGUUUCAAUCUAUUGACUCCCAUUUGUAGAGAACUGGGCUGGAGGUACACUAAAAACAGAGAGCGCACAUAACACGUAACUGCUUCAAAAUUCCACUGUAAUAGAGAGCUAACCAGCUCUGCACAUUGUUAUUAUUGUCAUUGUUAAGAACAUUAUUAUAAUUGUUAUUAUUUCUGUUAUUUUUGUAAGUGUUUACAUUGUAGCGUGAAAUAGGGGUGUUAUUUCACAACAAUAAGACUUUAUUUAUUUAAUAUAAAUAUUUUUUAAGUGUAAAAAGCUGUAGAAGGAAGGACGAGGGGGGAGGAGUGUAGCUGUUAGAGCUGACAACACAAAGUAGUAUGGGCUUGUCAUGAGAGCUGGUGGACAGGUGCAGCCUAGGGAUUAGAAUGAGGCACUGAGGGAGAGAAUCAGCCUCAUUGGUAUAGAUGGAUUGGGAGAGAGCAAGAUAUGUGGCUCUAGUGGUUAGAGUUGAGGAACUGGGAGGGAGGGACACAGUGUGGUCUAGUGGACACAGUUCAGAAAUUGGGAGGGAGACAGUAUGGCCUAGUGGUUAGAGCUGAUUGACUUGGAAAAGCCUUCAUAGUUGACCCAGGUAACAAUAAGACAGAUUAAUUUACAUAUCAUAGUGAGUCAUGAUAAAACCUUACAAGAAUGCAGUAUACGGAAGUAAAAUUACAAUAAAAAUAUCCUGAUUUCAUGACAGUGCCACAGUCCUAAAAAACAAAUACCAAUUAUGUCUACUACAAUAGCUUCAGCUCUGAGAUGAAAAGGAGUGUCCACUCUAAUUAAGACCGAUCCCUAACCCCUUGAGAUUAAAGACAUUAUAAUAUGAUUUAUUUUCUUAACCACUUUUUGUUGUGAAAUUCCAAAACACAGAGGAUUGGAAGUUAAAAACGGGUUCUGUAGCAACAACUUAACUACAGAUGGUACCAGUGCAAUAUUUUAGAAAAGAACUGUGCUGAUAAGAUUUUUACCAUUGGUGAAAUCACAAAUCAGCUCAUUCUGAAUGCAUGCUCUAGCUGUAAGCCAGUAUUAAGCCGACAUCCGCUCUGAAGUAAGAGUAUCGUAUACCCACACGAAGAGGCAUGUACGCUUAUCUUAUUGGGUGGAGCUGUUUUCUGUGAAAAUGCAGUUUCAUAUAUUGGCCCAAGACUAAGAUGACCAAGACAUCCUAGUAAAGGCCUAAACCAGGGAUAGAAGCCAAUAUCAAAGCCUUGAGUGAUGGAUCUUGUGACUCUUUCUUCAUGCCAAUUCAAUUUAUAGCUCACAAAUGUGCAAACAUGCAUGUCCUUGGUCAUCUGGUCAUCCCCACACCUUUCCUGUCAGCAACCAAACAGCUGCUCCCCCUAAUGACUGACAGGCUUGGCAGCCAGUAAGAGGCUUUGACCCUGAAGACCGAGAACUUUCUUUAACCUAGUCUAGGACCAGACGAUUUGAAAUGAAAAAUGAAAAUGUGUUUCUUUCAAGCUUAGAAACCUAUAAAAUUUAGGAAAAAUGUUGUUUGCUACAACUACUAAGCACAUAUGUCUCUUUGCACAAUUAUACGCUACAACACAGUUAGAAAAGAAGCCUCUCUGCUCUGUUUUGGAAGAAUAUGGUUUCUUAAAAAAUCUAACUCUGACUGCUCAGCACAGACCAUGCAUUCCUGUAGAGCCCUCCUUUUAACUUCCCUCCCUCUUCCAAAGCCUUCCUGUGUACCACUGAGAUUGUGUUGAGAUUUCCAAGUCAUUCCUCAAACACUUUUGUGUAUGUUGUGUCAGCAGAAGCAGCCCUGAACAUUGUUUCAUCACACCUUGGCGUUGUCAUCUUUAUUUGUGUGUGUCUUACAAUUUCAUUGUCAGUUUUGUUUUGUAAAGAAAAACAUAAAAAGCUGCUCUUUAAUGAAAACAAUAUUUAACUGUACCGAGAACCUAAGCUAAGACAGCUCUUGUUUUUUUUUAGUAACAGACUAAAUCAUUUUCAGCCCAUAUUUGCCUUCUAUUUCCUGGUUCCCAGGAAACAUGGAACUCCCAACAACCAUAGGGAUUCCUAUUACUGUACCUCCUAUGAUUCUUAGGACGUCACAGAAGAACUAAAAAGGAACACGUUUUGAAGCAGUGUCAGAUUUCUUGACUAGUUAUUUUACGGUAUAAGCAUCCAUUUAUAAAAUGACAACAGGUCUUGAAUUUAAAGGGCAGCUUUGAUUUGUUCUUAUUUUUUUGUUUUGUUUUCUGCAGCCUCUUACAAUUGUCUUAACUUAUUAGGACUUACAAGUAGCUUGCUUGUGGCAUCAUUUGAACACUAAUAUGUGAACAGUACCUAAUGUCUUGUGGAAUAUAAUAAAAACAGACACAAUUGUGAAAAUGGCAGUGACAAAAUGGUGCUAUUUGGAAACUGGAAACACAACUGGAUAAUAACCUUUUUUUGUGAAGUCAUCUUCACAAACAAAAUAAGAGAUUGUGCGAUUGCUCGGCAAUUGGUAGUAACUGGAAUGCUAUGUACCACAGUGAACACUGUGUCCCCUAAUUCCAGCCCCUGUCUGCUUAAUGACAUUAAAAGCCUUCUGUGAGGCGUUGCUUUAAUUGACGCUUUUCAAAUAUUCUUCCGUAUCGCUGAUCAAUAUUAUAUCUGCUAACUUUUGAAGCUGAUUAUCUUUCCAUAUAUUGAUUGAAAUCUUAACAACACCUAUAGUAGGAAAACCUGCAGAGUGUGCUUGGUUUGAGAUGGGUACAGUGAAGUAAAAAACGCAGGGUUUGUUUUGGUGCCUUUUAUUAAUUCAAAGUUUAGAUUUGAUUAUGAACCAUUAUUAAAAAAAAAAUGUGCACAAAUUAAAAAACAGCACAUACACACCUUUCCAGAAGAUUGAACAGAACUCAGCACAUACACACCAUUCCAGAAGACUGAACAGAACUCAGCACAUACACACCAUUCCAGAAGAUUGAACAGAACUCAGCACAUACACACCAUUCCAGAAGACUGAACAGAACUCAGCACAUACACACCAUUCCAGCAGAUUAAACAGAACUCAGCACAUACACACCUUUCCAGAAGACUGAACAGAACUCAGCACAUACACACCAUUCCAGAAGACUGAACAGAACUCAGCACAUACACACCAUUCCAGAAGACUGAACAGAACUCAGCACAUACACACCAUUCCAGAAGACUGAACAGAACUCAGCACAUACAUACCUUUCCAGAAGAUUGAACAGAACACAGAACUGACUGCCUGCAAAGUACAAAACGACCAUUUCACAUCACCAGGGAAAAGAAAUUCAGUGACAAAUGUUUCGACUAAAAAUCUGAACUAUCUCAAUGUUGAAAUUAGUUUUGGAACGCUGGAUAAACAAAAAUGUCAACCAAAACUAAAUUCAAAGCUGAAACAGUGAGAAAAACUUUCAGAUGAAAUGUUUUAUUUAUUAUUUCUAAAUGUACCACUAUCAAGCUUUUUAUUGUUAUGGAUUUAUUCUGAAUGUAUCCUGGAUCAGGACUUGUGGACACAAUAUCUAGUCCAACCAGAAUUUCUUGUUCAUAUGUAUUUUACCCAUACUGUUUUCAAUGGUUACAACUCCAUACCCAUAUAUACAUCACUGCCAUCUACAGGGCACUUGUUACAUAACAGAUAGUGGUAUCUGGUCCACAUUAACAGCAGAUAUUACAAAGCUGUUAACAAUAGUUUUCCUUGUGGUAUAUUUCCACAGAGUUCAGAGGUACAGUAUAGUGGUUCACGCUUUACUUCAAACGAUUCUGAUUGUUAUUCACAGAGUUCAGCUUUAAAAUCAUGAAUGCUUCUUCCUCGAGAUGGGCCUGUAUGUCUGUUUUGCGCACCCUCUCCAAUUUUGAAUUACAAGUGAAAUGAAAGGUUAUCUGUCAGUGUUGGGUGUUUUUCAUUUCAUGUCUUUGAAAACAAAAAAAUAAAGCAACAGAAUGUGUGAAAA
This is a messenger RNA of Acipenser ruthenus (sterlet), 6354 nucleotides long. RefSeq names its product rab GDP dissociation inhibitor alpha. The coding region runs from base 164 to 1507 and encodes 447 amino acids. Gene Ontology annotation, cellular component: cytoplasm. Gene Ontology annotation, biological process: vesicle-mediated transport; small GTPase-mediated signal transduction; protein transport. Gene Ontology annotation, molecular function: Rab GDP-dissociation inhibitor activity. The transcript has 11 exons. NCBI's taxonomy places the organism in Eukaryota, Metazoa, Chordata, Actinopteri, Acipenseriformes, Acipenseridae. The record is from RefSeq and is a predicted model, not a curated record.